AUGUUGUUGAUUCAUAAAAAAUAAUAAGAUAUUAGAUUAUGAAAGUACUAAGGCAUCUAUUAAUCUAAGUUCAAAAACAAAAGAUUAAGAAAAUGACUGUAAAUAAAAUAGGAUUGGUUUUGAUUUGGUAUUAUCAAAAAUUAUUUUAGAUAUUUUUGAUAGAUAAAAUUGGUAGCAUAGAAGGAGAUAAAUUACAAAGUAUGAAAUAAAGUUUAAAUAUAUUACUUGAAUUUUUAAUUGAUUAAGAUCGUUUGCAACUAAUUAUUUUUGAUAGUUAAGCAUUAAAAUCAUCUUCAUUAAAAAUGAACAACAAAAACGAUCAAAUAAUAUUUUACUUAGCUAAUUGAAUAAAUCAAAUGUGAUUUUGAGCAAAUAUUUCGAGUGCAGUGCAACUGAAACAAUAUUUAAAUAAAUAAAAAGUAGAAAGUAUAGGAAUAAUGUAACAUCUAUAUUCUUGUUAUCUGAUGGUCAAGAUGAGAAAGCA
Messenger RNA from Paramecium sonneborni, 484 nucleotides. The record is from the annotation of a GenBank genome assembly. NCBI's taxonomy places the organism in Eukaryota, Ciliophora, Oligohymenophorea, Peniculida, Parameciidae.